AUGCCUAUCGUCAGAAUAGGUCCAACAUUUUCUUCUCUCCAAAAAUACAACGUCAACGAUGACCAAAAUCCAUUUCUCGUCAAUUCUGAACAUUUCACUGGAUAUAUAACAGUGCGAUUACGAAACCAUCAUUAUAAAAACGAAAAUAUAAUAGAAACCAAUUCUUAUUUUGAGAAUCAUCGGCGUUUCUUUUCUUUUCAGUUUCAGGGUCGGUUUAAACCAACAAAUUUCGAUCGAUCCGAUCAUUUAUGGACUUUUGAUGACUUACUAUUUUGCGCUGAAACUGAAAGAUCUAUAAGUCCACCAAUGGGCGCUUCUCUUGUCGUUAAAUUUGCUAGAUAUAUAGAUCCAGGUUUUACCGCUGAUGGCAUGUUUCUAGAGAAAAGACCUUGGGCUGGUAGUUGGCUUGUUUGUGGGAUGAAUGUUAUGAAGGUUUGGAAAGCAGAUGACAAUAAAAAUACGUAUUACGAUGAAAAAAUGGACAUUUUCAAGAAAGAUUUAUUACCAGAAUUUCCCACAAUUUCGUGUGAUCAUUCUUCUUUAUUACCCGUGGAUCCUUGGAUUUAUCAUGGUCAAAAUCAUCUAAGUGAAGAUACUAGUCUUAUCUUUUCUGAUACAAAGGUCAAUCUUAAUUCCAAAAAGCGUAGAAACUAUUUUUUUAAUCCUAUCGUUCGUCAAUCUCAUGUAUUUGACCCAUCUUUAGUUUACGCGUUUGAUUUCUUUAAUAACUUUACAAAUUUUUCCACAAUGAAUACUGAUAUGUUUAUUAAAUUUAGUAUGGCUAAGGUACUUAAAAAUCAACCACUUAGAUUUGUUUGUAGGGAUAAAAAUGGUGAUUCCAUUUUUUUCGUAAUAGAGAUCGAUUAUUCUGAUUUGUUUGAAAAUUAA
Molecule: messenger RNA, 888 nt
Organism: Racocetra persica
Lineage: Eukaryota; Fungi; Glomeromycota; Glomeromycetes; Diversisporales; Gigasporaceae
Source: the annotation of a GenBank genome assembly